AUGACUGGCCGUCAAGCAACCCCUCGUCCACCUACUUCAGCUUUCAUAGAACUCCGUCCUCGCACACGUCAUACAAUAUCCCUUCCGCCUCUUUCCCUAGCAAGCACCGUAUCAGAUACUUCAAAAGCAAUCGUCACUCCUCACGCUUCACUUCCUCGCCCUCAUACUUCAAUUCUUCAACCACAAAUUCCCGCCCGACCAACCGCCACUAUAACCGCUAUCCGUACAAUACAAAAAUCAUCAGACCCCUCUUUCAUAUGUACGAUUUGCUGGUCGCCACAACAUCCGCCUGCCGCACCGCGGGUUCUGGGUCGUUCGUCGAGAAUCGUUUGCCAUCAGUGUUGGAGGGCGGUGCUGGAUUUGAGUAUUUGUUGGGUUUGUGGGGAGUGUAUUGUGAGAGGUGAUGAGGUGGUUAGUUUGGGGUGGUGUUUUUGGCAUCGGGCUUGCUUUGGGUGUUUGCUUUGUGGGGUGAGCUUGGGGGAGGGGGUUUUGAAGGAUUUUGAGAGGGAGGGGGAUGGAGAUGGGGAAGGGGAUGAGGGGGACGAGGGGAGUGAUGGUGGAAAUGCAAGGAAGGGAACGGAGUUAGAUAAGAUUCCACUGUGUGAAUGGUGUGAGACGGAAACGAAGAUUAAGGGAUUUGGAGAGAAGAAGGUGUUGGAGAGGGGACUGGAGAAUGUGACGAAAUCUGAUGGGGGAUUGACGAGGUGUCGGUUGGAGAAGUUGGAUGAGGAUAGGGGUCUGGGGGUGGUUUUAAAUGGGAAGGAGAAGAAGGAUAUUGUUGUGGGAUUAGAUGGAGAGGAAAUGGUACCUUCUCCACCGUCUUCAUCGUCUGAUCUAUCGCCACUGUCUAUGCAGAAGAGACCUAGUAGAUUGUCCACGAUGAACGAAAGGAAAAUCAGUAAAUUGAUACGAGAUUCUUCUACACCUCAGGAAGAAAUCGCACUCCUCAGCGACGCCGCCAAGAUGGGUGUAUCGGAAGACGGAAACCCCGACGACUCCACACACUCUCACAGCGACACGGAACCCGCAGAUCUGGGCCCCGCUGCCGAAGCAUCCACUUCAUCCACUUCACCCAGCGCAUCCAGUCCCUCCAACAUCUACGUCUCGAUCUAUGAUCCCGCCGGUCGAGCAUUCAUUCCUAGUAAAACCAAACCGUUGCCAAAGUGGAUGUCGUUACUCCCCACUAAUGUCCAUCGUGACCGCGAAGAAUCCCGUGGUGAUUUCCGUCAGCGGAAGGCGGGGCCCGUGGUCUCGAGAGCUGCGCUUCCCGAUGCGUAUGCGGAUGGUGCUUCGUCGAGUCAUUCGGAUGAUUGUGCUGGGGUUCAUGGUCCGUCUACACCGUGCGUGACGGAGGGAGGAGGUACGGGUAUUUCUCCGGGGGAUCUUUCGGAGGAGGUGACACCUAAAGUUAAACCCCUCUCUCGAAAACGAGCCAGCUCCGUCUCCGACAACAUUGACACACCAAGCAGUACCCGCAAACCAUCCACAUCCCAAUCCACCAUCUCCUCCCUCGCAAUCCCCAGCCCCAAAUCCCACCACAAAAUAACCAGCACGCGCCCCCGCUCCGUCUCCAUCGAAGAAAGUCUUCCCCGUCCACAUCCCCAUCCCGCAUCUGCUUAUCGACGCGGAAACCGCUCGAGCACCAUUGAAUCCUCGAGUUUUAAAUCUGGCAAUAUUAGUAUUAAUAUACAAGCCGUACCACUUCAUGAACAUGCCCCUCGAGAUGUUUCCGAGAGACCUUUGACUCCGUAUCCUAAAGAUGAGGAUGAAGAUCCGUUUCAGGGGAUUGUUGGAUCUAGGAAUCUAAAUGUGAGAGGUGCAGCGGAGGGAGCUAAUACAAAUAUAAGUUUGUUGACGUCGCCUCUGAGUACAUUUAUCACGCCGCGCAAAGGUUCAUGUUGUGGGUUGAGCACGAGUUUGGAGGUGGCGAAUGUGGAUGCAUUGAGGAGGCGGGAUAGGGAUGGGGGGGAGAGUAGUUUUGAUUCGACGUUUGAGAGUUUUCCAAGGCCCGAAAUUGCGAAGCCGAAUGCGAGUUAUGGGAUUGGGAUUGGGAUCGGUAUGGGGAUUACGAGCCCGAAAUUGGGGUUUUUGGGGCAGGGGUCCGAGUAUUUGGAGAGGUGUGUGGCGGGCGUUAUGUUGCCGGGUGGGGGUGCUGAGAGAGAGAGGGAGAGAGAAAAGGAGAGGGAGAAGGAGGGGAUUGUAGAGAAGAUUAGGAGGCAGAGGGUGGGGACUGUUAGUCUAGGACAAGUAGCCCAAACAGUCAAAGAAGAAAAGCUAGAGCGAGAAAGAAAACGAGCCGAGACGCAGAGUCAAUCGGAGUGGAAUUGGGUGGAUAGUGGUGAAGGAAAGAUCCUAAUAAAAGGAGAGGAAGCAAAGGCAAAGGUGGAAAUGACUAGUAGAAAGAGUUCGAGAAGAAGUCGGGGGGUGGUUAGUGAGGAGGAGAGGGAUAAGUUGGAGAGGUCGGGGUCGAGGGAUGGGGGGAGGAGGAGCUUGAGGAGAAGUAGGGUUGGUGAGGAGAUGAGGGGGAUGGGGAAGGAGAAGGAGAAGGUGGAGAGGGAGAGGGAGAAGUUGGAGAGAGAAAAGCAGGUAAAGAGGAAUAUAAAAGGAAAAGGCAAGGAAAAGUUGAAGGAAAAAGAAAAAUUGCAAGAGGAUGAGAUGGAGGUCGAGAUUGAGGUAAACAGCGAGGUUGGCGAGAAGAGCGAGAGAGAACUAAAGAAAGAAUCGCGGGGUUCAUUCGGUGAUGAGUAA
This is a messenger RNA of Sclerotinia borealis F-4128, 2748 nucleotides long. NCBI's taxonomy places the organism in Eukaryota, Fungi, Ascomycota, Leotiomycetes, Helotiales, Sclerotiniaceae. The record is from the annotation of a GenBank genome assembly.